AUGUUUAUUUACUUGCAGUAAAUGACAGUAAAUGAACGUGCACGAGUGCAGCCGACCCCGAGGGGCGCUGGAUUUUCCGAAGCUUGUCCGAGUAGACCCGAAGAGGGUGCGGCAGGGUAGCCCACUGCGCGCCGGCCCGGGUCCGAGUCUGCGGUUGCGGGCUGGACUCUGCGGCGAGAGCCCGGAGGCCGGCCGCCGCGUGGGUCCGGCGGUGCCUCCUCCCCGCCCCGCCGAGGCGCCGCCCAGACCCCCCUGCUCGGCCGGCCCGGCUCCCCCACCCACCGCCGCCCGCCACCCCCUUCCCCCACCGGCCCGGCCCCCGCUGCUCCGCCGCCGGCCCGGCCCCCUCCUUCUCCCCGGCGGCGCUCGCAGGCUCCCUCGCUUCCCUCUUCCCACACCGCCCUCAGCGGCUCCCUCCCCGCACGCCGGUCUGAAGAGGAAUCGAGCGCCGCGCGCAUCGAUAGCUCUGCGCUCUGCCCUCUGCGGCCGCCCGGCCCCGAACUCAUCGGUGAGCUCGGAGCUCGAUUUCCCUAGGCGGCGGCCGCGGCGGCGGAGGCACAGCGGCGGCGGCGGUGGCGGCGGCGGCGGUGGCGGCUGCCCGGCCAGUACUCCCGGCCCCCGCCAUUUCGGACUGGGAGCGAGCGCAGCGCAGGCACUGAAGGCGGCGGCGGGGGCCAGAGGCUCGGCGGCUCCCAGGUGCGGGAGAGAGGAUUCCUACAGGAAACAAGUAGUAAUUGAUGGAGAAACCUGUCUCUUGGAUAUUCUCGACACAGCAGGUCAAGAGGAGUACAGUGCAAUGAGGGACCAGUACAUGAGGACUGGGGAGGGCUUUCUUUGUGUAUUUGCCAUAAAUAAUACUAAAUCAUUUGAAGAUAUUCACCACUAUAGAGAACAAAUAAAAAGAGUUAAAGACUCUGAAGAUGUACCUAUGGUCCUAGUAGGAAAUAAAUGUGAUUUGCCUUCUAGAACAGUAGAUACGAAACAGGCUCAGGACUUAGCAAGAAGUUAUGGAAUUCCUUUUAUUGAAACAUCAGCAAAGACAAGACAGGGUGUUGACGAUGCCUUCUAUACAUUAGUUCGAGAAAUUCGAAAACAUAAAGAAAAGAUGAGCAAAGAUGGUAAAAAGAAGAAAAAGAAGUCAAAGACAAAGUGUAUAAUUAUGUAAAUACAAUUUGUACUUUUUUCUUAAGGCAUACUUAAGUAAAAGUGGUAAUUUUUGUACAUUACACUAAAUUAUUAGCAUUUGUUUUAGCAUUACCUAAUUUUCUGCUCCAUCCAAACUGUUAGCUUUUAUCUUGAAUGCUUAUUUUAAAUGACAGUGGAAACUUUUUUCCUCUAAGUGCCAGUAUUCCCUGAGUUUUGGUUUUUGAACUAGCAAUGCCUGUGAAAAAGAAACUGAAUACCUGAGAUUUCUGUCUUGGGGUUUUUGGUGCAUGCAGUUGAUUACUUCCUAUUUUUCUUACCAAUUGUGAACUUUGGUGUGAAACAAAUUAAUGAAACUUUCGAAUCAUCCCUAUUCUGUGUUUCAUGUAGUCACAUACAUGGAUUAAUUACUAAUUAUAACUUCAGUUGAGAUUUCAUGAUUCGUUUUACUGAAACAUUGAGGGAACAUGAAUUUAUGGGCUUCUUGUAGAUUCAUCUUGUAGGUAUUAAUGUCCUAUAGUUUCAGUCACCCUUAAUGAAUGUAAAGUUACACUGUUCAUAAAGGUUUCUCCAUCUUUUCACUGCUGUUUGUCAUAGUCACGCUCCCCAAAAUAUUAUAUUUUUUCUAUAAAAAGGGAAAAAAAGGAAAAAAAUACAAGGCAAUGGAAAAUAUUAAAAGGCAUUUACUUUCUGUAUUAGAUAAAUUCCUAUAAUACUCUGAAUAGCUUUUCCUGUUAAGGCAGACCCAGUAUGUGAUGAGGAUUAUAGCAACCAUUUUGGGGCUAUAUUUACAUGCUACUAAAUUUUUGUAAUAAUUGAAAAAAUUUUAACAUGUAUAAAAAAUUCCCAUAGGAAUUAAAUAUAGUCUCCCUGUGUCAGAUUGCUCUUUCUUAGCAUAACUUUAAAUCUUUUGUUGAACUUCAGUCUUAGAAAAUAGUUUUAAUUCUGGUAGUGACAUUAAAGAUUAUUUGGGCCAGUUAGCUUUAGUAGAUGUUAAAGAGACCAAGACUGCAAGGCCAGGCCUUGUGUGAACCUUUGAGCUUCAUUAAGAGUUUCAUGGUAUGGACUGCAUCCCUGUGGCCUCCCAGUGUGCUCAUGCAUUGGGUGGUCAAAAGUAGGGACUAGCAGAGUUUGGAUAAGUUACAUUCUCACUAUGUGGUGGUCCUCUGACAGAUCAGGAACAUCACUUUUAAAAAAACCAACAGAACUUUUUAAAAAACAUUAUUUUAAAUGAGAUUUUGGGGUUGGGGGUGGCAAGACUUUAAUUUUUUUUAAACAAUGAAGUGAAAAAGUUUCAAAAUCUCUAGUAUUGGCUAGUUCUCAACACUGGCUAAAGUAACAUUUCAUAAACACUUUACAAGUAUGGUCCAUAUUUAAGAAUAUAUAAUGCUUAAAAAAUAAACUAAUAACAUGAUUCUUUCAAUGUGUUUAAGAUGUAUUUUUAAAUAUCUGAAGUAAGAUGGUGUGUUGAGGUGAAAAUAUCACUGGGCUAGGAGGAAGGUGACUUAGAUUCUAGUUACGUGUCUUUUACAAUUCAAUUUUGGGCAAAUCACUUACUAUCCAUUCCUUCUAUGUUAAAAGAAGUCAUCUCAGAGGCUAUAUCUAGCAUUACAGCUAUGUGAUUUACAUUCAGUUUACAUAAGGAAUACCUAUUUGUCAAUCUCAGCACAAUCUGUAACUUUUUACCUGUGUUAUCUUCAGUGCCAGUCUUAGGCAAAGUUGUGCAAGAGGUGAAGUUUAUUUUUGAGUAUCUCCUCUCCAGUAUCAGUAUCAGUACUCCCCCACAUUAGUGUCAUCUUGCCUGCCUACCCUUCUACAUGCCCCAUGACUUGAUGCUUUCCUUUUAAUACUUUUGAUUCCUCUAACCUCAAGAUUUAUUGCUGCUUUGGAUAUCUCUGUGAAGGCUUCCCAUCAAGUCACAUUAGUCAGGCCUAACCUAAUCUGACAGAUACUAUAGUGAGAUGGACCUAAUAGCUAAUUUUUAGAUGGUAGCUAUAUAGCAAUUUAACUUUGAUCCUUUUGAACAUCAUCUCUUUGCUACCCAGUCCAUUAGUGACUAAGUAGGAAUUUUCAUACCUGAUAUGAAUAGACAGAACCCUAUCCAGUGGAAGAAUUUGAUAAAGGUAGUACUGAAAGAUGUCCUUAGAUAAUCUAAAAUUAAGACUAGCCCUGGUAACAGUGAUACAUUCCAUUAUUUUGAUAAGCAAAAUCUUACAAUGAAAAAUACCUUAAAAUUUAAUUCACAAGGCUUACUUUUUUUAGCAGAAUUCAUUUAUUCAACAACUAUUUGAGUGCCUACUAGAUGCCAGGUACUGCACAAGGCACUGGGGAUAUUACAAUAUCCCCCAAAAAGGGACAUGAUCCCUAUCCUUAAGUAGUGCUGAUAUUUUAGAGUGGUCUGUAAUAUCUUAGUGAGGCAUUUGGCACAUGACCCAGAGAUAACAUAAUGCAUAUUUUAGUUUUGCAAAGAAGGGAUAUGGUCUCUAAGGUUUCUUCCAGUUCUAAAAUAAUUGUUUUGCUCUGAUUCCAGUAAAGCUGUUUAAUCAAGCUACUUUACAUAAAUCACUUUACUUCAUUAUUUUAAAGGAGUAAACUUGACUAUAUAUUGUUUUUAUUUGGGAUAAUUAUGUGAUUCUCUUGGGACAACUUAUAGUACAUAUUAAAUCAUAUGUCAGAUAAUAACAUUAAAAUUCCCAAGUGUGUAUUAUUCUAGUUGGUCUCUUUGUAUAAUAAUUAAAAUAGACUUAAAAUUAAAUAAUUGAAUUUAAAAAUAGUUUUAUUUAUCUGGGUAUGAAUAAACAGAUGCGUGAGCUAAUUCACAGAAAAAGAAAUUUCUGUGUAAAAAUCAGUCCAGUUUCUGAAAUGCUGUGCUAAAUUACAGGUUUAUGGAACAUUAUCUAGAUAGGGUGUUAAGACUUUAUAGUACUUCCUCUUGUUUCUACACAAGAGAAAGAAAUGGCCAUAUUUCAGGAAUUGCAGUGCUUAACUGAGGGAUUUUUAGGACUCUUGAAUUUUUUGAUGUAGCUGGGCAACUUUUUUUAGGCAGUGGUAAUUAUCCUUUAUUAUGUGAAUUUUGAAUGGUUUGACACAAGGUUUGUUUUUGUAGGGACUUUAAAAGGGGAGCCAUAAUUCUAGAAAUAAAUUUAUGUAAUUAUUACGGCCUUAAAGAUAAAAAUCCUUGUUGAAGUUGAAAAAAAUUGCUAAAUUACAUAGUCUUAGACAUUAACAUGUUUGUGGAAGAACGUAGCAGAAGUAUGUAGUAUAAUUUCAGUGAAUAUUUCCAAUUAGGAAUUCUAGGCUCUAUUUUAACUGAGUCACACUGCAUAGGAAUUUAGAACCUAACUUCUAGGUUAUCAAAAUCUUUGCCACCAUUGCACAAUUUUGUCCUAAUAUAUAGAAACUUUGUGAGGCAUGUUCAGUUGCAGUUUGCACAAGUUCAUCUCAUUUGUAUUCCGGUGAUUUUUUUUUUUCUUCUAACCAUUUUCUUCUAAACGAUAUAUUUACACAUUCAGUUUUUCUGGUAGGCAAUAAAAACUGUCAUUUCCAUUGUCAACAAAUAAUAAUUUCUUGGUAACUCUGUAUUAAUGGUUUUUAAAAAAAAUCAGUUACUUUAAAACUGAAUUUAUAUUUAAUAAUUUCUGUUAGUAUUGGGUAGCAUGAAAUCUGCAUUGAGAAAUUGAACAGCAUACAACUGGUAGUUGUAAAUUCCUUCAGAAAAUGAAAAUUAUUUCUUCCUAAAGAUGCAUUUACAUGAGUUCUUGAAGAAUAGUCAUAACUAGGUUAGUAACUGUUUUCGUUUAAUAGUUUUAAGUGCCUGUUUGGGAUGAUGAUAGGCAAUUUAUAUGAAUUUAGGAAAAAACAAAGUUUUCACUUGCAGAAAUGUCAAUUACAGAGGGUCCCCCUCCCCAUAGAGCUAAAUGGGUUAUGUAAUGUUUUAUCCAAAAGUUUCCAAUUCCACUGUCUUGUGUUUUCAUGUUGAAAAUACUUUUGCAUUUUUCCUUUGAGUGCCAAUUUCUUACUAGUACUAUUUCUUAAUGUAACAUGUUUACCUGGAAUGUAUUUUAACUAUUUUUGUAUAGUGUAAACUGAAACAUGCACAUUUUGUACAUUGUGCUUUUUUUUUGUGGGACAUAUGCAGUGUGAUCCAGUUGUUUUCCAUCAUUUGGUUGCGCUGACCUAGGAAUGUUGGUCAUAUCAAACAUUAAAUUUAAAAAUGACCACUCUUUUAAUUAAAAUUAACUUUUAAAUGUUUAUAGGAGUAUGUGCUGUGAAGUGAUCUGAAAUUUGUAAUAUUUUUGUCAUGAACUGUACUGCUCCUAAUUAUUGUAAUGUAAUAAAAAUAGUUAUGGUGACUACGACAGUGUGUACUUCUUGAUGGAAUUUGAAACAUUUGCCCCACAGUUGAUACAGAACAGUAAUAUUAGUGAAUAUUAGUGAAUCGUUUGCAGCUUAUCAGUUAAGUAUAGUCUUUAUUUGUGAAAGGUGUUGUGAACAUUAUGUAAAGGUUUAAGUGUUUACUUAAAACCGUGCUAGAUUUAGGUCCAUUGUCACGUUAAUUCAUUUAGAAGUAGAUGCAAAACAGAUCUACCUUUAUGAUGAAACAAUAGAAUAACAUUAUUUAUUACUUUUUAUCAGUAAAAGUACUUGAUACACAACAGGUGACUUGUUUUAAGACCCAAAGAGAACCAGCAGCAAAAUUAAUAAUGGAAGAUAUUAAAUAGGUAUGUAUGUAGUGCCAAUCACUGGCAGCCUACUUCAAGAUCAGAAAUAAUCUUACUCCAUACAUAUUAUUUCUAUAACUACACUUAAAUCAUUGCCAGGUGCUAUUGUUUUGUAUCGAACCUUGAAUGUGUGCUGUCAAGUGCCAAAUAGGGCCAAAAAUAAGCUGGUAUUCCUUCAAAAGUUAAGGGAAUUAAUGUAUAAGAAAUUAUUUUGCUUAGUUAAAUGUGCAUUAAGUGGCAUUCUCUUGUCAGUAAAAUGGAGAAAGAGGCUAAGAAUAAUUGGCAAAAACUUACUAAGUUAAAAUUAUUUCAAGUGUACUAUGUUUUCAUUCAAAAUUGGGUAUUUAUUAAAUUUUAAUUGGUAGUUGGCUAUGUUGCUAAUUUUGUGUAAAAUUAAGCAUAAAGUGUUGUUGAUGAAGCUCUGUGAAUAGAAAUUGAAACCUAUUUUAGUUCAAUAAGGCAGCACAGGUAUUUUUUUUUUUU
Messenger RNA from Leopardus geoffroyi (Geoffroy's cat), 6347 nucleotides. RefSeq names its product KRAS proto-oncogene, GTPase (gene KRAS). The coding region runs from base 32 to 1165 and encodes 377 amino acids. Gene Ontology annotation, cellular component: plasma membrane. Gene Ontology annotation, biological process: Ras protein signal transduction. The transcript has 4 exons. Lineage: Eukaryota; Metazoa; Chordata; Mammalia; Carnivora; Felidae. The record is from RefSeq and is a predicted model, not a curated record. Gene Ontology annotation, molecular function: GTP binding; GTPase activity; GDP binding.